Messenger RNA from Cyphellophora attinorum, 1206 nucleotides. RefSeq lists its product as uncharacterized. The record is from RefSeq and is a predicted model, not a curated record. Bases 1 to 1206 code for a protein of 401 amino acids. The transcript has a single exon. NCBI's taxonomy places the organism in Eukaryota, Fungi, Ascomycota, Eurotiomycetes, Chaetothyriales, Cyphellophoraceae.
AUGGACGAUCCAAUUCCCAACGACCAUCACGUGCAUGAGCCUGCGAAUCGCGCUACGAUCAAUCGUUGCCUGAACACGAUUGGGCUCGGCUCGCUUGGUGCACUCACAUUGAGCUGCUUGUUCGAAGUCAAAGCAUCUACCAACCCGUUCACUCGCACAACUUUCACAGCCGCCGGCAUACUGUUUGCGUUCUACGCGACUAUUGUCGUUGUUGCUGCGCUGGUCCGAGAUGAGGCAGAAACGGUCUGUGCCGCCAGAAUCGACGAAGUCCGAAGUGCAUUCGAGAAGAAGGUAUUGGAGAUGGCUGGAAAUGAGCGCCUUCUGGCUCAGCAGCUUCACGAGUGUCAGACCGAGAAUCUAAACCACGAUGAAACCGAAGCACAGCUUACCCAGCGCUUGGUGGGCUUGGAAGAGCAGAUCGAAGGACAUCUUGAGAUCGAACAACAACUCCAAGCUAGCCUCGGCCAGAUCGAAGACGACUCUGCCCAAUGUCUUGAGGCCAAGCAACAGCAAAUUGACCACCUUCUUGCCAGCGACCAAGAUCUCAAAGAUCGCCUUCACAACUUAGAAGACCGACAUGCGAAGUCUGUCGAAAAUGAGCGUGCGUUUGAGGCACGCUUACAAAACAGCGAGCAAGUGUUCCAGGAACGCCUGCAGGCAUCAAUAGGGGAGAACACAAAGUUGGCUACACGCAAUCGAGAUGUGAAGGCACAACUCAAGACUACACAAGAUAUGGCGGCGAGUCUGGUCAUCAGCGAGCUGAAGCUCAAGAGUCGCCUAAAUGCGUCGAUCGCCGAGAACGCGGAGCUAGUCAGCAGUGUAGGUGGGCUCAAGACACAGCUACAGACCUCAAAGAGCGACAACUCGGAUCUCGAAUCGCGGGUCCGAGCGGUAAGCCACUCGAAAGACGAACUCGACAAGACUGUGAGCGCCCUCGGGUCGCAGGUCGCCAUCUCCAGAAACGACAACGCUAGCCUCAGAGAACGUGUUCAGAGCUUGACUAAACACAACACAGAGUUGACUGCACGAGAGCAGGCUCUGAGCAAACAGCUUCGGACGUCUCGAGCUGAAACCUCGGUACAGUCUAGGUUGAAGAUGCACCUGAGAGAUCAAUCGCAGCGCUUGGAGGGAGAGGUAGCAAAGGCACGCUUUGAUGCUCAGAAAUACAAGACCAUGUUGGAUAAUUUGUACAAGCCAAAUGAGUGA